Molecule: messenger RNA, 2556 nt
Organism: Mandrillus leucophaeus (drill)
Lineage: Eukaryota; Metazoa; Chordata; Mammalia; Primates; Cercopithecidae
Gene: ZNF613
Product: zinc finger protein 613
Exons: 6
Coding region: 682-2535 (617 amino acids)
Biological process (GO): negative regulation of transcription by RNA polymerase II
Molecular function (GO): DNA-binding transcription repressor activity, RNA polymerase II-specific
Source: RefSeq, a predicted model, not a curated record
AAAAUAAAUGAAACUUGAGCGCAGGAUGUAGGUGCCAAAAUAUGGGGUUCUUCACGGUCCCGAGCCAUCCCUGCAUACUUGGGCAGAAAAGAUCCACUUUACCUUCCGUACGUGCAGGAUUCAAAGAUGGCCGCCUUCAGUCUCCGUGACGAGAGGACGCGAACUUACUACCGCCCAGUCGUCCGUGCUCCGUACACCUGCAACUUCAGACCUUCGUCGGCCGCCGUAGGCCGGCUUGGAGGCUGUGGGAGGGCCCAGAAGUGGAAGAAUUCAGGAAAAGUGCAGGCUCAGGGAAGUGUCGGUGGGUUCCCCGGAAAAUCAGAGAUGGCAUCUCACUAUGUUGUCCAGACUGAUCUUGAACUCCUGACCUCAAGUGAUCCUCUCUCCUUUGGCUCCUAAAGUGCUGGGAUUCCAGGUGUGAGCCACCUCACCUGGUCACAUUUAUCCGUCUUGUAAAAUAUUGCUUUGUUUUUUGGGGGCAUUUCAAACCCACAGUUCCUGACUCCAGGGGCGAGACACUUCAAGUGAGGUAAGGAGGAGGUUCCAGGACCUGGAUCCCAUCUUUUGCAGGGAUAUAAUUCACCAGAGACCAAGAUUUCUAGCCAGAAAUUGAGGGCAGCUCAAGGAGAGACUCCAGACACAGCAUCCUACUUACUGGCUAUUUCCCAGUAACAGAAGAAAAUGAUCAAGUCCCAGGAAUCACUGACCCUGGAGGAUGUGGCUGUGGAGUUCACCUGGGAGGAGUGGCAGCUCCUCGGCCCUGCUCAGAAGGACCUGUACCGGGACGUGAUGUUGGAGAACUAUAGCAACCUGGUGUCAGUGGGGUAUCAAGCCAGCAAGCCAGAUGCACUCUCCAAGUUGGAACAAGGAGAACCAUGGACAGUAGAAAAUGAAAUCCACAGCCAAAUCUGUCCAGAAAUCAAGAAAGUUGACAAUCAUCUACAGAUGCACUCACAAAACCAAAGAUGUCUGAAGAGAGUGGAACAAUGCCAUAAACAUAAUGCAUUUGGAAACAUCAUUCAUCAGAGGAAAAGUGAUUUUCCUUUAAGGCAAAAUCAUGAUACAUUUGACUUACAUGGGAAAAUACUGAAAUCAAAUUUACGUUUAAUCAACCAGAACAAAAGGUAUGAAAUCAAGAAGUCUGUGGGGGUUAAUGGAGAUGGGAAAUCCUUCCUUCAUGCCAAGCAUGAACAGUUUCAUAAUGAAAUGAACUUCCCCAAAGGUGGAAAUUCUACGAAUACAAAUUCACAAUUCAUUAAGCAUCAGCAAACUCAAAAAAUAGAUAAACCCCAUGUAUGCACUGAGUGCGGGAAGGCUUUCCUCAAGAAGUCUCGCCUCAUCUAUCAUCAGAGAGUUCACACUGGAGAGAAACCUCAUGGAUGCAGUAUAUGUGGGAAAGCCUUCUCCAGAAAGUCUGGGCUCACUGAACACCAGAGAAAUCACACAGGAGAGAAACCCUAUGAAUGCACUGAAUGUGACAAAGCAUUCCGCUGGAAAUCACAGCUCAAUGCGCACCAGAAAAUUCAUACAGGAGAGAAAUCAUAUAUAUGCAGUGAUUGUGGAAAAGGCUUCAUCAAGAAGUCUCGGCUCAUUAAUCAUCAGAGAGUUCAUACAGGAGAGAAACCACAUGGAUGCAGCCUGUGUGGGAAAGCCUUCUCCAAAAAGUCCAGGCUCACUGAACACCAGAGAACUCAUACAGGAGAGAAACCCUAUGAAUGCACUGAAUGUGACAAAGCAUUCCGCUGGAAAUCACAGCUCAAUGCGCAUCAGAAAGCUCACACAGGAGAGAAGUCAUAUAUAUGCAGUGAUUGUGGAAAAGGCUUCAUUCAGAAGGGAAAUCUCAUUGUACAUCAGCGAAUUCAUACUGGGGAAAAACCCUAUAUAUGCAAUGAAUGUGGGAAAGGCUUCAUCCAAAAGGGUAAUCUCCUUAUUCAUCGACGUACUCACACUGGAGAGAAACCCUAUGUAUGCAAUGAAUGUGGGAAAGGCUUCAGCCAGAAGACAUGCUUAAUAUCGCAUCAGAGAUUUCACACAGGAAAGACACCCUUUGUAUGUACUGAGUGUGGAAAAUCCUGUUCACACAAGUCGGGUCUCAUUAACCACCAGAGAAUUCACACAGGAGAAAAACCCUAUACAUGCAGUGACUGUGGGAAAGCUUUCAGAGAUAAAUCAUGUCUCAACAGACAUCGGAGAACUCAUACAGGGGAGAGACCCUAUGGAUGCUCUGAUUGUGGGAAAGCUUUCUCCCACUUGUCAUGCCUUGUUUAUCAUAAGGGAAUGCUGCAUGCAAGAGAGAAACGUGUAGGUUCAGUCAAAUUGGAAAAUCCUUUCUCAGAGAGCCAUAGCUUAUCACAUACAAGUGAUCUCAUACAGGAUAAAGACUCUGUUAACAUGGUGACUGUGCAGAUGCCUUCUGUGGCAGCUCAGACUUCGUUAACUAGCAGUGAGUUCCACGCAGAUAGCAAAGUAGCCAUUGUGAGCCAGCCUGUUGCCAGAAGUUCAGUCUCAGCAGAUAGUAGAAUUUGCACAGAAUAAAAACCUUAUGAAUGGAGUGAA